AUGGCUUCUGUAUACAAGACCCUGUCCGCCACAGACAACCAUGACAAGGAGACGGGAGAGAAGAGGAACAAGCAGCGUGUCCUCAUUCUGAGCUCACGAGGUGUCACAUUCCGCCACAGACAUCUGCUACAAGACUUGUACUCCCUCAUGCCCCACAGCCGGAAAGAAGCAAAGUUUGACACCAAAACAAAGCUGUAUGAGCUCAACGAACUCGCAGAACUCUACAAUUGCAACAACAUCAUGUUCUUCGAAGCCCGCAAAGGCCAGGAUCUCUACUGCUGGAUGUCCAAGCCCCCCAAUGGCCCGACUGUCAAGAUGCACCUGCAAAACUUGCACACCAUGGAGGAGCUCAACUUCAUCGGCAACUGCCUCAAAGGGUCCCGUCCUAUUCUCUCCUUUGAUGCCGCCUUCGAGAAGCAGGCACAUCUCCGUGUCAUCAAGGAACUACUGACCCAGACUUUUGGCGUACCAAAGACCAGCAGAAAGGUCAAGCCUUUUGUAGAUCACGUCAUGGGUUUCACAGUCGCAGCUGGUAAGAUCUGGGUGAGGGUCUAUCAAAUCAACGAAAGCGAGCCUGGCAAAAAGAAGAAUGCAGAGGGAGAGGACAUGGACAUCGAUCCAGCGCCCAAGAAGAAGAACGGCAAGACCGAGUUGGAUGUCAGCCUGGUCGAAAUUGGUCCUCGCUUCGUUCUCACCCCCAUUGUCAUCCAAGAGUCCAGUUUUGGUGGGCCCAUCAUUUAUGAGAACAAGGAGUUCGUCUCGCCCAACCAGGUCCGUUCCGAUCUCAGGAAAUCCAAGGCUGGGAGAUUCAACACGCGAACAGAGGCACAGCGGGAUCGCAAGAUCAAACAUGCCGACCUCGGUCUUACCUCCCAUGGAGGCCGCAAACCGGAGAAGGAUCCGCUCAGCGACAAGGUGUUGUUUGCAUAA
Messenger RNA from Plenodomus lingam JN3, 930 nucleotides. RefSeq lists its product as uncharacterized. The record is from RefSeq and is a predicted model, not a curated record. Lineage: Eukaryota; Fungi; Ascomycota; Dothideomycetes; Pleosporales; Leptosphaeriaceae. Gene Ontology annotation, biological process: ribosomal large subunit assembly; rRNA processing. Gene Ontology annotation, molecular function: rRNA binding. Gene Ontology annotation, cellular component: nucleolus.